ACCGCUGGCCGGGCCACGCUGUGUGCCGCAGUGCGGGGCGCCCCACGCCCAAGUAUGGAUCACACUUUAUACGCUGCCACGCUCAUUCAGAGGCAGUCACGCAUUCUCACACGCUGCCUCGCUCACUCUGAGGCAGUCCACAUACUCUCCAACACUGCUUCGCUCACCUCGAGGGGACACUAGCUGUCUCCCCUUGUUUACCUUAUCGUGAUACAGUGAAGGAGUAUCUCCUGAUGAUCACCUUCCUACAUGCGAAGUAGCAUGCAAAGGGGUAUAUAUAUAUUUCUCCUUAACAGUGUGGUACCACUCUUAUCGGCCUUAACUCGACAAGCAUCAAUGUGAUAUUGUUUCCAUCAACCGGUAUAUCAUUUCUAUAACGGUAUACAUAGGUGUCUACACUCAAUUGUCGUAACGAAAGGUGAAAUGAAAUCAGUGUUAUCUGUGUUUUAACAUCACGUCCAACACUGUUGAGUUGUGUUAUCCUUGAGCAGUGUGGCAUCUGUGGUGCUAUGUAAAUGUUGAGGAUCUUUGCUCCGCCUCAAACAGCGUUAACAGCUGCUUGCUUGCCACGUCCUCAAGGCUGCGUAUCACAACAACCUUCUCGGUCAGCAGGUGACGAUGUCUGGAGACGACAACUUUGAUGAUGUACUGUCAGCUCUGGGGUUCGGACGGUGGCAAAUUCCCUCCCUCCUUGUGACUGUGCUUGCCAUGUCGCAGUUCUCCGUUCAUCUGAUUGGCUCUCCUCUCCUGUGUGCGCCUCUACCCUACCGCUGUUCGCUGAUUCCACCCAUUCUUAGUAACGUGAGUUCGAUGUGGCAGCCGUCGUCUGAUUUCGACGAAAAAUGUCUGUUGUUCCCAUCCUCCACCAACGCCACACCUACCACCACCACUACUACCACCAACCUCACCGCCCCAUUCAUCGUCACCACCAUCGACGCCGCUUCCACUGUCAACAAAUUCACCACCACCACCCGUGAAACCAGUGGUGGAGCCUCCAUCACCACUACCACAACCACUGCGGCGCCUACCACCACACCUACCACCACCACUGCAUGGCGCAUUACUGGUCUUCCAUCGUGCCCCUUAAUCCAGUAUGACACAACCGUGUUCACAUCUACUGUUAUAUCAGAGUGGGACCUGGUGUGUGAGAGGGGCGUGCUGCGGCCUCUCUUCCAGACCCUCUUCACCCUCGGCGGCAUGCUCGGCAGCACCAUGGGCGGCCACAUUGGUGACAGGUGGGGUCGCCGGCGGGCGGUGGUAGGGGCGUGUGUGGCCAACCUCCUGGUGGUGGUGGCGAUGGCCCUGACGCCCUACUUCCCGCUCCUCGUCACUCUUCGCUUCGUGGCCGGCUGCAGCGUCAUGGCCAUGCUUGUCCCCGCCUGGAGCCUCACCCUGGAAUCGACACCAGCGGGCUGCAGGAGCCGCGUGGGGAUGCUGUUGGGGCUGCCGUUCUCCGCCAGCACUAUGGGCUUCGCUGGGGUCGGCUUCCUUAUUAGAAGCUGGCGCCCACUCCUGUUGGUCUGUUCCUCCCCCAUCCUCAUCCUCCUCCCGGUCGCUCUUCUGACGGACGAGUCCCCGCGCUGGUUGGUGCAGCAGGCGAGGCUGGAGGAGGCCGCCCUGGUGCUGCAGAAGGCCUUCAGGCAGAACAAGGUGCAGUUGAGCGCCAGCCUCGCCACUCUCAUGGACCACAUGGUACAGCAGGAGAGCAAGGCCUCGUCCUCGUCCAGGCCUUCCCCUGGACCCUGCCCGCUGCCGGCCAUACUGCAGCAGAUGUGGGCGUACUUGCGGGCCCCGGCCAUGAGGACCAUCAUUAUCGUCACUCCCACCCUCUGGUUCCUGCAGAGCUGCCUCUACCUCGGCGUCGUCAUCAACGCCAACAACUUCACCAGUUCCGACCCCUUCCUGUACCUGGCGCUGACGGGGGUGAUGGAGGCGCUGGCCAUCGUCAUCAUCACGCCCCUCACCGCCCACCUGGGCCGCCGCAUCAUGGUCUGGGUCGGCCUAGGCAUGGGCGGCGUCUUCCUCAUGCUCGAGCUCUUCGUCCCCGCUGACUCUGAGUACUAUUGGGUUGACUGGGUCGUGGUAAUGAUCGGCUUCUUGCUGGUGGCUGGAGCUUUCCAGGUGAACUACGUGUACGCUCCCGAACUCUUCCCGACGGAGGCGCGGGCGAGGGGGUUUGCCUUCGUCAACGUCUUGGGCAGCGUGGGCUUCUCCUGCGCCCCUCUCAUCACCCACAUCCUGGAGGAGUACGCCUGGUGGGCCGUCAGUGUUACCUUUGGCUGUGCUGGUAUCUUAGGGAGUCUCCUGGUGCCCUUCCUUCCGGAGACCAACAACAAACCGCUGCCGGAGACGCUGCAAGACGUGGAGAACAGGUACAAAUAUAUGCAGAACCAGAAGAGGAGUGCACGUCGCGCUCUGCAUGAGGGAGAGAUGAGCCACACCAAUUUGACCCCCCUGCUGGAGACCGCCCCCAGCGGCCACAACACCCCGGAGUCUCCUCAUUUACACCUCGUACUGGAGACCGCCCCGAACGGCCACAACACCCCGGAGACCUCUCGUUCACAUCCCCAACACAUCACGCCAGUUCACGGUGGUGAAGGACAUAACGCGACAACAAAUGGUGCUCUCAUCAGUAGCGUACUGUAACUAUAUCUCAAGAAUAUGAUUAAUUAUAUUAAAAAGGAACACACUGGAGAUCCGAAAGAAAUCACAUAUCACUACUACUGAUACAUUUGUUGUAAUAUGACGAGUUGAAUAUUAGAAAAGCCAUUUUACAUCACUUGAAUUGGGUUAGAUUUGUUUUUAUCAUAUACUGUAAUAGAUAGAUAUAUUUCAGAAAUAUAUACACAAAUACAGAAUAUUAAGUGUCGCACUGAAUACUCGUAGUGGCUACUAUUCUGUACAAAUAAAACUUUUAUAGAAAAAAGUAUAAGGGAAGGCAUUGUCAUCGAUUUCUUGAGGUAAAAAUGACUAAAUACAGGGUUAGUUAGAUUUUGUUUGUAGAGUGAAGGCCAACAGAGAAUACAUAUUAGUGUACCUUGCGUGUAUAAGGGGGUUUACUCCUCCUAUUUCAGGCUUUGGGUGACUAAAUACCAACUUCUUGGUUAUUGAUGUUUUGUUACACACAUCAUUAGAAUUGUACAGGUUAGGGUAGGUAUAUACGAAGUUUUUACUCUUUUAAAUAAACUUUAACCCCUGACAGAUCUUAGGCGCUACAAGUCUGACAUAUAUUAAUAGUGAAUCAGAAAUCGUAAACUCAGGGUUAGAUUGAGCGCGAGUGUAUGUAAAUUCGCUCCGUUUUCUAUUGUUGUUUUUUUAUUCAGCUACUCUGAACAAAAAGUUCUAAGUACCACGGGCUAAGGUAAGUCCGUAGUGGACUUAGCUGACACAGGAGCGGGGGGCUGUAACUUGAUCUGUCUUUUCUACUGACCUGCGUAAGAAGUCGCUUUAUACUAGGCGACGAGCACUGAGUGUCAGAGGGCAAUGAGGACAGUCUUGCAUGGAGACCACCUCACUAUCUCCUCCCCAGUAGAACCUCUCUCGCUCUUUAAUUAUGAAAAUUUCUCACAUAUUCUCUCAAUGGGCUCACCAUAGCCCGUGCUACUUGGAACUUUUUGUUCCAGGUAGCGAAUCUUAAUCAACAACAUAUCCCUUCACUGUGGCACUUGUACUAUGCAGAGACGUCCCUGUGCUUAGGAUUAGUGAAGUCUUGUCUGUUAAUAUAUGAUCUACGACUCAACAUGAGAAGAAUGCCUUUAAAAGUGAAAUUAACCCGUAAAAGAAUGGUGUGAUAAUCAUUCACUGUACACAGUGAAAACAUUGAAUAUAAUGUUUAAGAAGAUAAGUCAUUACAAUAAU
Molecule: messenger RNA, 3858 nt
Organism: Procambarus clarkii (red swamp crayfish)
Lineage: Eukaryota; Metazoa; Arthropoda; Malacostraca; Decapoda; Cambaridae
Product: solute carrier family 22 member 20
Biological process (GO): transmembrane transport
Cellular component (GO): membrane
Molecular function (GO): transmembrane transporter activity
Source: RefSeq, a predicted model, not a curated record